This is a messenger RNA of Vicia faba (fava bean), 342 nucleotides long. NCBI's taxonomy places the organism in Eukaryota, Viridiplantae, Streptophyta, Magnoliopsida, Fabales, Fabaceae. The record is from the annotation of a GenBank genome assembly.
AUGACCAAAAAGUAUCACCAUCAGCUUCAAAUUUUCAUGAAAGAUGUGAUGAAGAGAAAUGAAUUGACUGCAUCUCUUGGAAAUGAUGAAUUAGUCUUCAUCCUGAUAAGCUUAAAGCUUUCGGUUUUUAUUGGAGAUAUACUUGCUGCUAAUUCAUCUCACAGUGAGUUCUUCAAUCUGUCGAAGCAAUUUUGGAGUAUUACACCAGAGGAAUUGAAAAAGUGUGUCGACGUGCUUCUAUAUGAAGAAUGUCCUCAAUUUAUGUAUCAUACAUAUCUAAAGAACUUGAGACGCCUUGAUACAUAUCCAAAUUUGAUUAGGUUUCUCCUUAGCGGAAAGUGA